AUGGGGCCCAUUGGAAGCCCUGAUCGACAGUUCAAGUCCAGCUGGUACAAGUUCCUCCUCUGGGCAGCGCAGAAUAACCGGCCCCACACGCUCGAACGUUGCCUUCUCCUCCUCCACGCCGCUAGCCUCGGAGACUGGAAUGAGCUUCAUGCCUUCUUUCUCAAAGAGGGCUUUCUCCUCGACCUCGACCCUAGCCCGAAAGACUGGAGUGGGAUUGUGGCCAUCCUUCUCGACGAGGCAAUCCGCAAGACCUCCCCCGACAGGGUCCGCGUUCUCCUGGAACACGGCGUUGACCCUAACAUGGGGGUCUAUGAGAAGAUGGAAUGGCCUCCUUACGGCCGUAGUCAAGCGGAAGGAUCUGGCGAUCGUCAAAAUGUUGCUAGAGGCCAGUGCGGACGUUAA
Messenger RNA from Morchella sextelata, 402 nucleotides. RefSeq lists its product as uncharacterized. Lineage: Eukaryota; Fungi; Ascomycota; Pezizomycetes; Pezizales; Morchellaceae. Bases 1 to 402 code for a protein of 133 amino acids. The record is from RefSeq and is a predicted model, not a curated record. The transcript has a single exon.